AUGGCGUCGGCGAAGAAGCAGGUCGGCAAGUACGAGAUCGGCCGCACGUUGGGCGAGGGCACCUUCGGCAAGGUGAAGCACGCCGUCAACGUGGAGACGCAGGAGGCCGUGGCCAUCAAGGUGCUGGACAAGGAGCGCAUCCAGAAGCAGUCCAUGGGGUCGCAGAUCAAGAAGGAGAUCUCCAUCAUGAAGCAGCUCGAACACGCGAACGUCGUCAAAUUGAACGAGGUCCUCGCGAGCCGGACGAAGAUUUUUAUCGUGUUGGAGCUCGUGACGGGCGGCGAGCUCUUCGACCGCAUCGUCACGUCGGGCAAGCUCAACGAGCACGACGCCAGGUUCUACUUCAAGCAGCUCGUGGGCGGCGUCGCGUACUGCCACAGCCAGGGCGUCGCGCACCGCGACCUCAAGCCCGAAAACUUGCUCCUCGACGAGCAGGGCUGCCUCAAGAUCAGCGACUUUGGGCUGAGCGCGCUCUACGACGGCGAGGACGGCGCGAGCCGGUCGCAGAUGCUCCACACGACGUGCGGCACGCCGAACUACGUCGCGCCCGAGGUUUUGAUGAACGAGGGCUACGACGGCCGCAUCGCCGACUGCUGGUCCAUCGGCGUGAUCCUCUACGUGUUGCUGGCCGGGUUUUUACCGUUUGACGAGGGCACGAUGCACGCCCUCUUCCAGAAGAUAAAGGACGCGGACUACGCGUACCCGGACUUCUUCACGAAGCCCGUCACGGAGCUCGUGGACACGAUCCUGGUCGCGGACCCCAAGGCCCGCGCGACGCUAAACGACGUGCAGAAGAACGCCUGGUUC
Messenger RNA from Aureococcus anophagefferens, 807 nucleotides. RefSeq lists its product as hypothetical. The transcript is spliced from 2 exons. The annotation marks the transcript as partial. The record is from RefSeq and is a predicted model, not a curated record. Gene Ontology annotation, molecular function: protein kinase activity; ATP binding. Lineage: Eukaryota; Pelagophyceae; Pelagomonadales; Pelagomonadaceae. Gene Ontology annotation, biological process: protein phosphorylation.